GAAACGUAGCUCACUCUUCUUCGAAGAAGAAUACGUAAAGAAAUGGGAUUUGAGGAAGCCGAUAAAGUAUACUUUUCAUGAGUCAUUAGAAGAAUGGGACAAGAAUGACGUUCGAAUGGGAAUAGCGGAGAUUACUCGAAAUGUUGAAUGCUUAAAAUUUGAAUUUCUUGAUUCAGCGCCCAGUGGUCCACAUCUGCAUUUCAUGAAAAUCGAGAAUUCAAAUUUCUGUGGCUUGUCAUAUACUGGUCGGUUGGAUACGGGAAAUCCGAUUUAUUUGAGUUUCACAUGUGGAAAUCCACGUGGUAUCGCGAUUCAUGAGAUAAUGCACGCAUUGGGCGUCGCUCAUCAACAUUUACGUACGGAUCGCGAUGAUUGGAUUGAGAUCGAUUGGACGAAUAUAAAUCCCCAGCACUAUGAUAUGUUUGCCGUUUCGAAUGCGAGAAUGUUUACAACAUAUGGAAUUCCGUACGAUUACAAAAGUAUUAUGCACUAUAAUGCUUAUACGGCGGCUGUGGAUACGAGAAAACCGACGAUGAAACCGAGACAAAGCGCAACUCAAAACAUUCGCUUCUUGGGGCAACGAGAUCAGAUGUCGACUCGAGAUAUUGAAUUGUUGAAGAAAAUGUACUGCAAAUUGGAAUCCUGUUGGGAUACGAAUGUUUUCUGCGAUACAAAGCAAGUGCCACCCUGGGGAUACGCUGAAGCAAUCGGUUUGAUUGGUGCUUUUCUAUCGAAAGAUUAUGAGAAAAAUCCGUCAAGAAAUGUGCUUCAAGAUGUGAAAAAUUAUGCAAAUUCACUGAAUCGAGCAAAGGGUUUAUCGGAGGAGGAUCAGAAGAAAGUCAUGGAGAAUUUACUGGGAAUUGGGGAGAUGAAAAUGGACAAUUUGAGCUCAAAAUUGACAGAUGAUUUAAAGACGAAGAUUGGAGAAGCGGGGAAAUCUUAUCGAGAAUCCCUAGCCAAACAUAUGUUGAUACUCGAAAAGGAGCAAGAGUUGCCAGAAUCGGUGAAAACGUGGAUGAAUGAGAUGAUAAUCAAGCCGUUGAAAGAAACACAGCAACUCUUUGAAGCCUAUCUUUCAAAUCAACAAUCCACUCAGAAUUCGCAGAAAUUUGAGCAAAAAAUCAACGAGGAAAAGGUGAAAAAUCUGGGAACAAAAUUCUCGAGUUUAAUGAAGGAGGGAAUCAAGAAAUUGCAAGCUGAAGUUCUACAGGAAAAGAGAAACAAUUAUCGACAUUUUGAUGCAUUAACCGAUUUGAUGCAAAGAGCUCAAGUCGUUUAUAAUAUGAUCGAACUCAUGCGUAACAGCAUCAUCUUCAGUGGUGAUGGAGGAAAAGUGAACGAAUUGAUUAAACAACAAAACGCUAACAGAAAUGCGACUGAGGUUGAAAGGAGCAAUUGGAAAGUGUCAGCCUCUGAAAAUGAAUUCAAUUACAACGCUGUGAAUCUCACCGAUGAUGGUUUCAAAGAAAAAGAAGCGCUGAAGACGAUCUAUCAAAAGUUCGCCAACAAUAAUUGGAAAGACGGCUCUCCAAUCAACUAUUAUUUUCUUCUGAGCUACGAUGAAAAACCAAUGACGAAAAGUUCGAAAAACUAUACACAUAUAGUGGAAAUCAAUAAUAAGACGGUGGUGCUGCAUAUGAGAAGUCAAUUGAUGGAAAUGGAUCCAAAAAGUGCUCCAUAUUUAUGGUUUAAUUGGUAUCCAAAAAUGGCAAGAACUCUUGAGUUCGAGAUUCUCGAUGAAUUGAAUCGAAUCGAUCCAACGAAUCAAACGAUGGAAGAGUUGCAAAAAGUUGUUCACGAUCGUGCAAUCAAAAAGUGUUUGAAUUGUCAGACAAUUUUGACUUCAAUCGAUGGCCCAUCCGAUUCAUAUUCUGAUGGAAAAGAGCCAUCUCCAGCCGGUCGAUUGAUUCGAAUAUUCUCGAAAAUCUCUGUUUUUAUCGGUUUU
Messenger RNA from Mesorhabditis belari, 1945 nucleotides. NCBI's taxonomy places the organism in Eukaryota, Metazoa, Nematoda, Chromadorea, Rhabditida, Rhabditidae. The record is from the annotation of a GenBank genome assembly.